AUCCAGAGCUAAAGAACCGUUUUGUGCAUUUCGAAACCUUUGUCUCUGAGUAUUUGAAAGAUUUCGAGAGGGAUAGAAGAAAAGUUCAGUAAAUUUAAAAGCCCCUUUUCGCGAUAGUCCAAAACCCUUUCUCCAUUUCCGCCAUUGUUACACCUCAAAUCCUUCAGUUCUCUUUAGUAAAGCGGAUUUUGCAGAGGAUUUUGAAGAAUGAGCGGCGCUUCGAAGUUCAUUAAAUGCGUUACUGUUGGAGAUGGAGCUGUUGGGAAGACCUGUAUGCUUAUUUGUUACACUAGCAAUAAGUUCCCUACUGACUACGUUCCCACAGUGUUUGACAAUUUCAGUGCCAAUGUUUCUGUGGAGGGGAAUAUUGUCAAUUUGAGAUUAUGGGACACUGCAGGUCAGGAAGAUUAUAGCCGGCUAAGGCCUUUGAGUUACAGAGGUGCAGAUGUGUUUGUACUAGCUUUCUCAUUAAUUAGUAGAGCCAGCUAUGAGAACAUCCUCAAGAAGUGGAUGCCUGAACUGCGUAGAUUUGCGCCCAACAUUCCAAUCAUUCUAGUUGGAACGAAGCUCGAUCUCCGUGAGGACCGACGAUAUUCAAAUGAACAAACUGGAUACAACGUCAUUACAUCUUCCGAGGGUGAGGAGCUGAGGAAACAAAUUGGUGCUUCGGCUUACAUUGAGUGCAGCUCCAAGACACAACAGAAUGUCAAAGCUGUAUUUGAUACUGCCAUUAAGGUUGUUCUGCAGCCUCCGAGGAGAAGCGAGAUCAUGAAGAAGAAAAGGUGUCGAGGACCAAGCUGCUCGUUCACGAGCAUCAUUUGUGGAGGGUGUGCUGCCUAGUACACGCGGUGCAGCUGCUGAGUACACGCCGUGCUGCGGCCGAGUACACGCCGUGCUGCUGCAAGCUCUGAGUAAUCCUAUUUUGUGGAGGCUAAUUCAUGACUAGCUUUCUGUGUAUUUGUUGAUCCGUUUUGUGGCUGCAUUAGCUUUAGGUUGUAGUGGAAGACAACUUGAAAAUUAGGGAAUUGUUCAUUCUCUCAAGAACUUAAGGUAUAUAUGUCUCGGUCGUCCUAUAAUAUUGCGUCGAUUUGAUAUGAAACAUCCACUCGAGGCUAGAAAACACGUACUUUAUCUGUAGUUAUUAAGAUUGAUGAAUCUUACACGAUAGGUAAAUGAUAUGGAUUCGAGA
Molecule: messenger RNA, 1189 nt
Organism: Cucurbita moschata (crookneck pumpkin)
Lineage: Eukaryota; Viridiplantae; Streptophyta; Magnoliopsida; Cucurbitales; Cucurbitaceae
Product: rac-like GTP-binding protein ARAC7
Exons: 9
Coding region: 208-840 (210 amino acids)
Biological process (GO): actin filament organization; establishment or maintenance of cell polarity; regulation of cell shape
Cellular component (GO): cytoskeleton; cytoplasmic vesicle; cell projection
Molecular function (GO): GTPase activity; protein kinase binding; GTP binding
Source: RefSeq, a predicted model, not a curated record